AUAUUGCCAUUAGGUACUUGAGGAAUAUGUUUCCGUGAUGUCGUGUGAUUGUAAAGAGGAACAGAAAAAAGGGAGGGAAGGAAUAUCACGCACCUAUUAUGGAUACUACGACACGCCUGAAGGGUGUAAUAUUGACAAAAAGAUGAUGAGCCUGGCUCGAUACGGGGCUGCCAUCGGAGCCAUCAUUUCAACGUACGAUGUUCUGAUGUACUCUAGAGCUGUCGGUUUUAUACCUAUGCUUAAACGAUACAUGUUUCACUCGGGGUCGCUGAUGCUGAUGGGAGCCACAUUCGCUGCAGUGGCGAACGGAGCGCUGCUGUUCAGGAAGAAGGACGACCAUCUCAACUAUUUCCUAGGUGGGUUCGCGUGUGGGCCCAUCAUGGCGUAUUACUUCGGCACCAACCACAUGUACGUGGUGGGGGGUCUGUUCGCCGGAGCCGUCGCGGCCGUCCAGAAGGAGGCCCUGGUACAUGGACACCAGCUGGUGCCGCAUGUACAAGGUCACAUGGGGCUUGUCAACAGCUGGAGAAACGACUUCACCUUGUUAGCGGAUCCAAGAGACGAAAUGCAACACACGUGCGACAAGAAGAAUUAACUUUAACAAUUAAGAGUGUAUUAAUGUCACUUUUUUUCUUCUAUUUAUUCAUUCUGUCAUAAUCUCAAUAGAAGGAGAUUUCAUAACAAUACUUUUUAUUUAACACGGUAAGCAUGUGGCCACCUCAUGUAAAGUAAUACUAGUGACAACAUGAACUGAAUCGUACCGCAAACACCUAUAUAGUAUCGUACCUCGAAGAUAUAUCAACAUCGCAAACAACACUGCGUCUCAUGGGUUCAUAUGAGUCAGUGGAUGUCUUGAACUACACCGGAACCCACAGGCGUGUCACUCGGCACUUUAGAGCGAAAUCAUUACUACCGGCGAUUGGGAUCCUCGAUGCAGGCUCUCGGUCGGUUCACUAAUGGCUAUUCCCAAUAUUCAGUCUAUCUCCGGUUGUGGCCUACGUGAGAUAAAAAAUUGUAACUAUCGUUGACUUUUCUGUCCCAAUAAACUUAUCGAAGGUAACUCAUCUUAUCCGUACACGCUGUCUAUCAAUGGGACGACGUAUAGCUUACCAGGGAUACAAGUUUGUUUGGAAAUUGCAACAGUGAACUGGCGAUAAGAAUGACUUAUCGGGUAUAUUGGGGCAGCUACAGAUUAUUGACAGCUGAUUACUAACAGUAGAAGGUAGUAAUUUAUCUCUAUCUGUAGAUAGUAUAUUGGGAACGGCCGUGAGUAACAAUUAGUCGGAAAAAGUCUUCUCGCAUAAAGUCUGUAUACACUUGUAAUAAAAUCUCUUUGACUGACCUGUUUGUAUCUGCCAGGUUUUGAUAAUAUUAAAAAGGUUACA
Molecule: messenger RNA, 1385 nt
Organism: Leptidea sinapis
Lineage: Eukaryota; Metazoa; Arthropoda; Insecta; Lepidoptera; Pieridae
Product: NADH dehydrogenase [ubiquinone] 1 alpha subcomplex subunit 11-like
Exons: 5
Coding region: 38-595 (185 amino acids)
Biological process (GO): mitochondrial respiratory chain complex I assembly
Source: RefSeq, a predicted model, not a curated record